AUGAAGCGCAAAGCACGAGAUUCCAUCGACAGCGAUGAGGACUGGCCUGCAGCCUCUACCCCGAAGAGGCAGAAAACUGCCAACGACCACGACGCUGCGAAUGGCUCUUCCACUGUGACGCCGUCGAAGCGGCCGCGUGCUACGCCAAAGAAAGCGACUCCUGCCAAUGGCCUGAAGCCGUCAGGCCUCCGGACGCCUACACAGAAAUCAAAGGCCAAAUCGUUAUUCUCGACGCCGAGGAGAAGCGACAAGGAUGGUGCCACGACAGCCACACCUUCGCGGGCGAAGAACGCGGAUCGGUCAGCCAAGAGGAAGAGCGCGCGGGUCCUGUUUGAGCAGCAGGACGAGGAUGAGAUAUGGGAUGGCGCAGACCGGCUGGCGGAGGAGAUUCUGGAUGAUGAGGACGAGAGUUAUCACGAAAGUACCAAUGAACCAGACGACGGAAACGUCGUUGAGUCUGUGGAAAAGGACGGAGAUACUGCUGCACCCGCGACGAAGCCAGCGGAGACACCCAAGCGUCGCGCAGGACGCCCCAAAGGAGCGAAGAAUAAGCGGUCGCCGACACCAGAGGGAGAGCUGCCGCCGCACGAGCGAUAUUUCUUCCAGAACCGUCCCGGUCCGCCGCGGACAUCCAACAAUACCCUGUCCAAGGUGUCUUUGUUGACGCACGAGGAAUAUUUCGAGUGCCUCUCGCGGUACGAGGACCCUUUAAAAGAGGAAAAGGAGAUUUUGCUGCAACUACAUCACCGGUCGUUUCCACAGUGGAACUUUGAGUUCCGGGAGCAGUUCAAUAUCUGUCUGUAUGGAUACGGCUCCAAGCGCCGGCUGGUGCAGCAGUUUGCGGAUUGGCUGUAUCGAAGAUCGCCCCCCUCGUCCUCUCCGAUCAUUGUCAUGGUGAAUGGUUACACACCUGGCAUCUCUGUUCGGUCCAUCUUCGCUACGAUCGUGAGUGCUGUUCUAGGGGACGACACGCCGUCGAAGCUGGGCGCCCAGCCCAGUGAAGUGCUCGAAUUCCUGCAGUCGGCACUGCAGUCUCGAUCAGACCAGCGGCCCGUAACGGUGCUCAUCAACUCGAUCGACGCGCCUCCGUUACGGCGGGCAGCCAGCCAGGCUCUUCUGGCGCGGCUGGCCGCGAUUCCAUCGAUCAACAUGCUGGCGACGGCGGACACGCCGAACUUUACACUCAUGUGGGACGUCAGUCUGCGGGACCAGUUCAAUUUCGUAUUCCACGACUGCACGACGUUUGCACCGUACGAUGCGGAAUGGAACGUGGUUGACGAGGUGCACAACUUGUUGGGCCGCAAGGGCCGGCGCGUCGGCGGCAAGGAGGGCGUGGCCUUCGUGCUGAAGAGUCUGCCGGAGAACGCGCGCAACCUGUACCGGUUGCUGCUGACGGAGCUGCUCACGAUCGCUGGUGAGUCAGGACAGGGGGCGUCCGACGACGAAGACAAUGAAGCUUCGCGUCGCGAGGGCGGUGGUAGCGGCGGCAGCGGUGACGAUCUCUGCAUCGAGUUCCGCACGCUCUACCAAAAGGCGUCGGAGGAAUUUAUUGCCUCGUCGGAGAUGAUGUUCCGCACUCUGCUCAAGGAGUUCCACGACCACCAGAUGAUCACGUCGCGGAUCGACGGGACGGGGACGGAGACGCUGGGGGUUCCUCUGUCGAGGGAGGAGAUGGAGGCUGUAUUGGAAGAUUUGGUGCUGAAUUAG
This is a messenger RNA of Rasamsonia emersonii CBS 393.64, 1707 nucleotides long. RefSeq names its product Origin recognition complex. Lineage: Eukaryota; Fungi; Ascomycota; Eurotiomycetes; Eurotiales; Trichocomaceae. Gene Ontology annotation, biological process: DNA replication. The record is from RefSeq and is a predicted model, not a curated record. The transcript has a single exon. Bases 1 to 1707 code for a protein of 568 amino acids. Gene Ontology annotation, molecular function: DNA replication origin binding. Gene Ontology annotation, cellular component: nucleus; nuclear origin of replication recognition complex.